AGUGGGGGAGGGUCACGUGUGUACACACUGUAGGGCUCAGCAGCACUCCAGCAGUAGUAAAGUCUGUUACGGACGGCCCCUUUUCAGAACAAGCCUCGUCCGAAAAGUUGAUAGGUGAAGUAAGUCUCCAUCGUAACGCACUUAAACGCGUCUUUUUGCAGUUUCUGCCGCUUUUAGAGCGCGAGGGAGAAGCCGAAGCGACUAUUUUAGGACGUGUGUUUGUGAAAUGAAACGACUGAGAAAUGCCAGUGGAAAUGCUCCAUCCAAACCCAAUGCCUCCGUAGGUUUGUCACCGAGCCAACGCUUUACGUUUCUGUCGGCCUGUUGAGAGACUUGGCCUGUGUCAGAGCCCAGCGAUGUGGCUCUGCACGGUUUACAAUGAGACGGACACCAGCGUGGACUUCCGGCUCUGCCAGGACUUUGGCCUCAUCCUGUCAGUCUUCUCCCUCAUCUACCUCCUGGUGUGCUUCCCGUUGGGGCUGUGCUACAACGUGCUGCUGGUCGUGGUCAACCUCUCCAACAAGGUGUCCAUGACCAUGCCGGAUGUUUAUUUCGUCAACAUGGCCAUCGCUGGCCUCGUGCUCAACCUGGUGGCGCCCGUGGAGCUGCUGAGUUCCACCUUCACCCGCUGGCACGCGUGGGAGUACAACAACGAGGUCUACAUCACCCUGCUCAUCCUCUUCAACAUCUCAUCUCUGGUCAUUAUGUAUUCCACCACGCUGCUCAGUCUGGACUACUAUAUAGAGCGGGCGCUGCCUCGCACCUACAUGUCCAGUGUGUAUAAUACCAAGCAUGUGUGUGGGUUCAUCUGGGGCGGUGCAGUGCUCACGAGCUUCUCUUCGCUGCUCUUCUAUGUGUGCAACCACAUCUCCACUAAGAUGGUUGAGUGCUCAAAAAUGCAGAACAAGGAGGCAGCGGACGCCAUCAUGAUGUUCAUCGGCUACGUGGUUCCAGCUGUGGCUGUCCUUUAUGCCUUUGUGCUCAUAUUGCGCAUCAGGAAGGAGUCUACACCUCUGGACCAGGACUCAGCUCGCUUGGACCCUUCUAUCCACAGACUGCUGCUAGCCUCAGUCUGUGUACAGUUUAUACUGUGGACCCCGUACUACAUGACCCUGUUGGUACACACUGUAGCCGGUGCACCAGGGUACAUUAGCAAUGCACAUUACAUACCCACAUAUUAUUUCUUGAGAUGUGUGUCGAAACUGCUGGCUUUCUCAAGCAGCUUCGCGAUGCCUCUCAUGUACAGGCAGAUGAACAAAAACUUCUCCAACAAGCUUCAGCGGCUGCUCAGGAGGCUGCACUGCAGAGACCAGUCCUGCCCUCAUGAACGCUCAACAGUGCAGCAAGUGGUGACGUGAGAUCUCCCUCCUGGAAGAUUACCCACAACCCUCCCACUCCCUCUUUUCAACCUCUCGGCGUAGGCGGCACUUAUCUCCCCCCCCCAUGGAGCAAGUAUCUGACUGGGCUCCCUUGCUGCUCUGGACUGUGUUAAGAGCGACAUAGCUAACUGUGGAAUUUCCUGUCACCUUCCAGAACUUGAUCUGAUCUAUCCAGUUCUGCAGUGAAAGGACAAACCAAGAAAAAAACCACUAAGUGCUGUUAUUUUUUUUUUUUUUUGUCACUGAGUGAAGCUCUCCACUAAGACACUUGAGCUUCUAGUUUGAGGGCGGUAAAUUGGCACAAUCAGCUGAUAAAUACCCAGCGCAGAGUUUCACACAAGUACUAAUGAAAUGUCUUUUAGCAAGGGACUCAACAAGCACUAUACCAUUGCAGUGGGUGCAGCUUUCCUUAUGCGAGUGUGUUUUGAGUGUUCUGUUGAACAUGUUUUAUCAUGCAUGACUGCACAGUAUGCUACUAGAUACAGUUUAAGUCCCAACAAGAAUAAUUAAUAAAUGGUGCAGAUGCAUUUGUCUAACACAAGCAGAUUGACAUAGCUAACUUUACUUAUUAAGUGAAGCCAAGUUGUUUUGUUUCUUAAGAAAAAACUGCGGUGACCAAGACAUUUGAGUGAACUGCAUAUCCAAAACGUUCUGCAAAUUCAAAAAACACAAAUGCUUGAAUGGAAAACAAAAAUGCAAAAGCGAUAAUGGAAGUGAGCAUCAACGAAUGUGAGGAUUCGUAUUUAUGUAAUCUGCCAUCUAAUGUUAUGAAGCUAGCUAUGCAGUAACGUUAGCAUUACACCAUUUAGCUAACAUAAGUCAAUUAGACCAAUGUAGCCUAAGCUGCAACCAUAUGGAGACAUAGCUGUAUUAAAUCGGAUUUAUGGUAGGUCGCUGAACCCUUUCUUUGAAGUGUCACUGUCAGUGUUUUUUAAAUUUAUGCUUCAGGUUAAAUUGUUCUCCUUUGUACGUUAAUCAGAGACCCUUUUCUUAAAUAUGAAAAGACAUUGGACAACAUGGCUCAUUUGUGACAGUCACAUAGCGAUAGUUAUAAUAGUUUGCCAGCGAACAUCGUUUUACUCACUGCUCAGACAGAAAGGAACUUGCCUCUUCCAUAUGUGUAGGCUAUAAUAGUUGGCUUUUGCCAAAGUGUUGUCGCUUUUGCAUUUGUGUUUCCAUGUUUUUCAUAAUUGCAAUGCAUUCGCCAGUUUGUUCAAAACAUCUCAGCUACCAUAAAAUACUCCACAACCCUGCAUUGAUAGAUGGAUGAUUGGUGCCGGUAUAUCAACAGCCCACCAGAGUUAAUCAACAUGCAUUGUUUGUCAUUUUGCGCUGCGGGUUAACAUCACCGUUUACUGCCCUCAAACUAGAAGCCUUAAUCACUUGAAUGAGAAGACAGCUCUACCUUUCCGGAGCUGAAUAUUGCUUUUACGUAAAUGUGCUGAACAUGAUUCCUCAUCAUCAGAGUAAAUAAUCUUCACAUUGUAAAGGUUGAAUACAAUAUAAAUGGUCUCUUAAUUUCAAAAGCUAUCUUCUGUCUCGACACCAGUGCUACCCCGUAGCUAGACGUAGGUACUGGUGUGAAGAGAUGUUUUCAUUUCAGUUUAAUAAAUUGAGCAGUGAGGCAUAAAGAGAUUAUCCCUACAUAUGUCAAGCUCCACAAUAAAUACCAUAUUUAAUAUACAUCCACACCACUUUGAAGUCACACAGAACUACAUCGACAGACAGACAUAACCGGUAUACCUCUUGUUUUCUGCUGAAAUCACCUGCUGAACAUAAGCAGUUCAACUCAACUCAUUAAAAAUCAGCUCUUUCAUUUGAGCAGAGAGCCUCGGCCCAGUGUGUGAUUGAUUAAGGAAUUAUGCAUGGAGAGCUUCACGUAGGGUCAGCGAAGUCCCCACAGGGUCACAGCAAAGGCCCUGAGAAGGUGGCAUGUACAUUCCCUGAAUUGUAUGAGAGGUCGGAAGGUUUGUCCAGUUGAAUCAUGAAGCCAGACUGGGUCGCUGUAGAGGCACUAUAAAAAACCUUCACAAAUCAUAAAAUGACUCACCUGUCACAGAUUUUUGAACUGUAAUGCUGCUCAGAUCCAGUCAGGUCAUCUGCACAUCAUUGGUGAAGCUGCUUUGCUUUCUUGCCUGCCACUUAGUGAAACGUGAACAGACUUAUAGCAAUGAACCCCAGUUAUAAAAUGAAAAAUAUAUGAAAAAAAAACAACAACUUGUUUUUGCAUGAGGUCUAUUGCAUCACUGCAUUAGUUUAGUUAUUUAUUAGCUUUUUUGAAUUAGAGGGCCAGUUUUUUUAAUCAUCCUGUGAACAGAUACAGCGGCAGGGUGGGGAGUACACUUGAAGAGAAAAAGAUGGCGGGCACACUGUUAUAUUCUAAUCACAGACAACAAUAAAUAACAGUCACUUAUAUUUGUAGACAGUUUUAUUUUACACCUUUGAAUAAUUAUGCUAAAAUCUUUGGACUAAUUCCACAAGUGUGUUUGGCUCUCACUCGAUUGCCAGAUGUUGUAACACAGAUUUAACGCAUUUCAUACAUUAUGAAUAUUGAGAUUAUAACAUCUUGUGACUAGUAAUAUUUACAUAUUUUACAUCUACAAUUAAGGUAUGAAUCUGUGUCCAAAUUUUUGCUGCACAGCCCCACUCCUGUUGCGUGUAUCUACAAUCAGUCAGCGAGAAGUACUGUUUAUUUUCAACCGAGGCUGUGUGUUUACAUUAUGUGGUACAGUAUGUGCUGCCCCAUUUAAAAAAAAAAAAAAAAAAGCUAUCGUGACACAGUUAAUGAUUAUUUGAACUCAGUUCAAAGUCCCAGUGCUUACUGUUCAUUUAGGACUGGAAGGCAAACAGACAGUCAGAUAAUAAGCGGUUUGAAUCAAAGCUUGUGACAGUCUGAUGGAGGAAAUGAAGCAACAUUUGUAAAGGUGGUGUCCAUUUUUUGCUCUAGAUUGGUGCCCUUGUGUCCAUUUAAAUAUUUUACCAAACUUGAGCCAUCAUUUAAUGAGUGACACUUGAAUUAUAAUCAAUAGAAUUCAAUGUUUCCCAGUUUUCUGAUUAUGUGACAGUGUUCGCAUCAGUAUUUUUAUGCAGUUAAUCUGGUUAGAACUGAUGUCAACUUUGAUUUUAUUUCAUUAAUUUUGUGAAGAGGCAACAACCAAACUCAAAACUUGUUAUUUUGAUCAAUUAAAAAAAUGUUUAGAUGAUUUAAGAUUUGAAUUGGCCUCAAACCACACAGAGAAUUGUGCUGGGAAAUAGCGAAAUUGGAGUUAUGACCGUCUAACUUUACAAUGUUGCUGCAGCGCCACCUGUGGCAAGAUAACAUAGUUGAUACGUGCAUGUGCCAUCUAAAUUUGGUUGCAGUUACUCCAAGAAUGCCUCACUUUUAACACCCAAGUCCAAUUAGUUUUCUGGAAAGGUUCAAGGUGCGUUCGUAAAUCCAAUCUGAUCCACACUAAAAUAUGAGCCCUGUGGUUAAAUGAAAAUUAAAAGCACCCAGAGUGUGCUCUGCCACUCUUGAGAAUGCAGCACUCUGGAUAACCGAAUGGUUCUUUCCAACAGCGCUGAGCCUAAAUUAAACUGAGACUUUUUUUAUUUUAAUAUCUUGCUAAGUACAAGACCGGACCUAAAACAAACUCCUGGGCAGAGGUAAUAAUUAGCAGUCACCACAAAUGGACCGACUGCACGAUGCACACCACCGGCAAAUAAAGCUUGAUCAAACUGGGCUCCGAAUCACACCCCGGCUCAGAUUACCGCUCAGGUCUGAGUUUGGUUUAUUAUUUCAGAGGGGCCAUAAUCUCCCAUCAGUGCGAAGACAUGUGAGCGAUAAUCAGUGAGUUCAGACAGACCAAGUGUAAAAACACCCUGCAAAGUUCUCGUGUGUCGAAUGUAUGCUGAUGCAUUUUUAGCUAUUUGAACGGCAAAACCUCAGAAGUCCAGAUGAAUCCACUUUCAGAUGUGAUGCUUUUGUGACUGUGUAUGCAAGUGUAUAUGUAUAAUACAGAAUAAUGUGUAUAUAUUGUAUGUUGAGAGAUUUACAGGAAGCUACCAUGCUCUUUCAAAAACACAGUAUUAUUUUCUGAGAGAUAUAUUUAGAUUCUGUAAGUAAUCUACUCUAUUGUCAACUGAGUCCAAGACUGAUUAAACAAUAAACUAACAUGGAUGUGA
Epinephelus lanceolatus (giant grouper) is the source of this 5543-nucleotide messenger RNA. RefSeq names its product G protein-coupled receptor 146 (gene gpr146). The record is from RefSeq and is a predicted model, not a curated record. Lineage: Eukaryota; Metazoa; Chordata; Actinopteri; Perciformes; Serranidae. Gene Ontology annotation, cellular component: membrane. Gene Ontology annotation, molecular function: G protein-coupled receptor activity. Gene Ontology annotation, biological process: G protein-coupled receptor signaling pathway.